AUGUCGCGAAACCCUAACGGCGGCAUGCUUCCUGAUGAUGAGAGCCAGAAUCAGACUGGAAAUCAGGGUCAAAAUCCAGGCCAAUAUCCCAAUCAGUAUUCGAUACAUGGGAAUUCGUGGGAUCCAAGCUUGAGCAAUACAGCUCCCAAUGAGCGUGUUCAGACUUAUAACGGACAGAACGCUGGCUUGAACCCUGGGGGGCAACAACCUCCGAUGCUCCAAGUACAGUAUGCGAACCAGCCGAACCCUUCUCAGCCGGAGAACUUGAACUGUGAGACGCAAGAUAUACCUAAGAUGUCCCACGAUAUUCUCGACGAGAUAUUCAAGCGCCCUGCUCUUAAUCCCCAGGCACAGGCUCAGGCUUGUGGUUCGGCUCUGUGUCGGCUUCGGCAUCUGCUACAGAGGUACACAGAUAAUGUGGCAAUGAUUCCACCCGACAACGAUUCUUCUCUUCACGUUCCAAAUCUAUUUCCAAUUGAAGGUCCUGGUUCAGCUGACCUUAACCCGAAUAAUACGGGGAACGUUGAUUAUUCGCCUGCGGAACCUGCACCUGUUGAAAGUCAACAUCAGCCUCAUUCCACUGCAGGUCAUCACAAUGUGGUCAACAAUUCUCUUGCUCUUCCCACUCCUUCAACUUUUCAGUCAUCAUUUGGUGGCCCCAGUCCCAAGAGACGUCAUGCGGCUUCUCCAGAUGCCACGGCGCCCGCUCCGAAAAGGAUGAGAAAUCUUCAGCCAAGCACUUCUGGCGACAAAGGAGACAACGCCAACAGCUCUGAAAUCCCCGGUCCCACCUCAAACACAACGCCAUCUUCACCAAAACAGCCCCAGAGAACCAGGAAACGGAAAGCGGAUAUUGAUGAAGAGGAACACGAUGAUGAAGAUGAUCUUCUUUCGGAUCCCAGGCCGCAAAAGAAGCUCAGGGGAGAACCGGCUGCCUCCAAGACGAAGAGCAAGGGUCUCAAAGAUCUCAAGAAAGAAGAUCAUGAAAAGGUCGAUGCGGAGACAAUUUGCAUCUUUUGUCGUGAAAACCCCCAGAGCAAGGGAUGUGACUGGGAACAGGUCAGACAAAGCAACGGCCCUGAAGUAUAUGAUCUAGAAUGCACCAACUGCGCCGAUCACCGCUCUAAAAACAAGGAUAACCCAGAGCUGGCCGACCAUAAGUGCCUGGUUCAAGGUCCUAAAACGCUGAUCCACUUCGAGCACAAAAGGUACGGCGUUGACGAUCCUCAAGGAUAUGAGGAGACGGCUUGCAACCUAUGUGUCAGGAGGAAACAGGGAGAAACAUGCGAUGUCGAUACGACACUAGGCUACUCUUGCCUCAAUUGUCGAAGACUGGGGGAGUGCAAGGUUGGCCUGUCUGAAAUGCCCUUGAGACGGCCAAAGAAGCUCACACGUCGACCGUGGUACCGACAUCCAUGCGAUCGUUGUUUCUUGCAUCACAAGAAAGGAGACGACGAUUGCUGCAGCUGGAUUAAAGACAGGAGAGAGUGGGAGGAAAAUCGAGCCUGCAAACAAUGUCAAAGAGAUGGGACAAUAUGUUUGGACCUUGGAGAGCGCAUGGACGGCUAUUCUUUCGAUCGCAAGAACAUUCCCAAAAGCUGGAAGAUACGCUCCGAGUUCGAGGCGAACAAAGAGAAAACAAAGGGAGACAAAGAAAAAUGGCAUGAAUAUGCGGAAGUGCUGCCCAACACAACUUGGAGAAAGCCGUGUCAAGGAUGCAAGACAGCUGGGAAGAUGACUGACUGUCUGGUCAUGUGGAUCCAGCCUGGAAACGCGUGUGAGCGCUGUACGCAGCUUGGUAUCGACUGUAUGGUCGAAAAAGAAAACGGUCGUCUUGAACAGUAUCCAAUCCUCGAUUUGAGCAGGGUUGGUUUCGGACAAUUCACCCCUUUCAAUGCCUGCACGCAAUGUGUUAGCCAUGGGUUCAACUGUGACCGACAAAGACCAUGUGAUAGUUGCAGAGGUCGCAAAGCAAAAUGCGAUGCUUUCAAUUGGAAAUUGGUUGGAUGUAUUGACCGCCGCAAGUUAGCCAACAAGCAAAACAAAGAAACCUAUAUUCCUAGUCCGUUGUACUACCUGGCCUUGGGGUAUGGCGCUGGAGGUGUCAACGAUCUCAAGGAUGGUCAAAAGCUUGAACAUUGGAUUGGUCCUGCAGCUCCUGUGUACGGCCUGAUCAACGCCGAGGAUGGUCCAGAGCGUUAUCGACGCGUAGCCGAUGCUCAUCGAAAUCAUCGCCCGCCUGAGGGCAUUGCCUUCCCUCCCAUUCCUUCAAACACGCAACUGAUGAAGGACACAUCUGCCGAUGAGUUGCGCUUGUUGAUAGAUCAGUCAUGGCGGCUCGAUCACCAACGCCAGGCCCCAAAGGACGAUCUCCAAGAGUACCAAGAAGUUUGGGAUCGCCUGCGCUACUUCCAAAAUCUCCAGAUGAAGGACGCUGGUAUGGAACCCAACUUGCCACCGCCGAUAUCUCAUGUGCGCUGCUUCCAGGGAGGUCCUGUGCUCUCUGACAUUUGGACAAGACAUCAUAUGCUUCCGAGUGCUCUUGGAAAUGCGAAUGACACGCAAUCGCAGGGGUUCUCACAAUCACUGCCAUACCAACUGCCAGAUCAACUUGGAAACAUAUACAAUCCUCAACAAAAUGCAUCGGCACUACAAACACAGCCAUCUCAACCUUCAGCGGCACAUCUACCACUUAGUUUUACGGACGACCUGAAUGAGCCAUACCAAGAUCCAGCAGCAUUCGAACAAGACGGAGGCUUUAGUCAACAGCAACUACAUACCCCUACACAGAAUUCACAGCUAAUGCGGCCAUCCUUAGGUCUAGCUGAUCAGCCAAUGCAUGGUGGCCCCGACCAACAGCCGUUUGACUAUACACAUGAGGAACUUCAAAUGGCACAAGAUCACGUUCCGCCAAAUCCGCAAGGUUGGGGCAACUUGAAUCAAGAGCAGCUAGAUCCCUGUUCACGGCAACCGGAACUGUCUCAAGAUCAAACAGGUGACCAACAAAACAGUCAAGAAUACUGGUUUGAGAAGUUGGCUCAACUAAAUCCACCUGUGCAAAGAACCGCAGACGAUGAAAGUGGUGAACGUCCGCCCUUUGCUAACAGUGCCAUCCUGGCCAAGGAUAUCGAAAAUGACCAACAAGAGCCACACAGUCGUACGCAGGCUCCAGAUCAGUCUCCAGAAGGAAGCAACGAAUCCCCGGAUGAGUUCCCAGAAUUGGUAGAUUGGGACGGCAAGCAGACACAUAGGCGUUCCCAAGUGAGUCGUGGGGAGCGCUGGCUCAAGCCUCAAACGUCUAGAGGCAGCAAAAAGUCAUCCCAAGAGAGAACGGCUGGCGGAAACCGGGUGCCCAAGAACGCAAACGGUCGAGAUGCUUUCAAUCCUUUCCUUGGUUUCACAUUCGGUCCGGACCAGAAACCUCGGUUCACGGAGAAGCCAAAGAGCUCACGCUGGAAGGUCUUCAAUCCUCUCGAGGGUAUUGACAUGAGCGAAUGGCAUGAGUCAAAGUCUAAAGAGCCUGAAGAAGAGUCUCAGAUUCGCCUCUUUUCCAUUGUCAAUGGUCAAACAAACCAACCAACACCUUGGCGUAAUGUUCUUGGUGACGUGCCUCGCGAAGAGAAGGUUAUAAGGACAAAGCGUUAUUGCGCUGAACCGGGAGAGGGCGGAUGGGGUUCAUGUGCCGCUUGGAACACUGAUGGGCAAGGUCAGGCUACUUGCCAGAGUUCUGCGCAUCGCAACACAGCCCUGCCACACUUCCCAGUAUGCAAUGACUGUACCCGGGGCAACGUCAAGUAUUUGUUCCAGCAUGAGCACAAUCCCAUAACUGAAAGCGAACUGCUCAGCAUGCGUGCUUAUCUCUGCAAUGAGUGUGCUGGUCAGAUGAGCGCCGGUGCUCCGAAGGCAGUCCAGAAUCAAAUUGUCGGCACCAGACGGGUAUAUGGCAUUGCAGCUGAUGAAGCGCAGUCCCAAAACAGACAGGAACUGGUCAAUGACCUCUCAAAAGCCGCCAACCUCGAGAGGGAUACCGAGGCUCUGACAGGCUGUUCGUGUGCCAACAGAAUGCUAGGAACAUCGCUCUGCCGGUUCCAUAGGUUGUACUAUGCCGAAGAGGUUAUGAAACACGCGGCAUUGAUGCAAGAAUGGCGGCUUUCGCGCUUCAAGAAGGCAGUGUGUCCCAGUUGUCUUGCGCAAAAGCCCAGUGAGCAGGUCAAUGUUUCGGCCAACGUCGAUGGUUUUGUACCGGGCGCGCCGACGGCAUGGGCUUGUGUCGUUUGCAAUGACUGGGUUGUGAAUGAACAGAACGACGUGAACAACCAGCCAAAGGCGAUUGAUAAGCCGCUGUGGAAUCUAAAUAUCGGGCGCAGGCUUCUCGGUCCGGAGGAGAGAUAG
Messenger RNA from Fusarium tjaetaba, 4392 nucleotides. RefSeq lists its product as uncharacterized. The transcript has a single exon. Lineage: Eukaryota; Fungi; Ascomycota; Sordariomycetes; Hypocreales; Nectriaceae. The record is from RefSeq and is a predicted model, not a curated record. Bases 1 to 4392 code for a protein of 1463 amino acids.